AGCAGAGGACUCUGGAAAGUAGAACUUCCGUCCAAACUUCGAGACUCCAAACUCAUAACCUGAAAACGAGUAGUUUCUCAAGUACACAUCUAGUAACAUGCUACUACUUAAGGAACGGUGGAGCAUUUUAUGAAGCGAGUUUGGCCCACCUUGAAAUCGGUGAGACAUUUUACCCGUGAAUCAGAAAAGUGCGUAGAAAAUAAAAACUUGUGUGACGAAAGCGAAAAAGAGAUCCACCAUCCGCGAGGUCAGAUUGGGGAAAGUUCCUAUAAAAAAGAUUCCUCGAUCUCCUUCGAGGUUUCUCCAAUCAAUGGUCGCGUGUUGGAUCCACAUACCCAUGUACGAAUCAUACUCAACUUGAAAGAUUACAAUUUCUCCGCAUUUGAAAAUCAACGUAUGCAGCGCCCACAAGGAGCCCGCAUUUUUCGACACGUGGCGCGCUCUAACACAACAAUCGCCACGGCAGCAUCGUUGAACUUCAUUUCUUCCGGACCUCGAUCUGGACGAAUCUUUGAUCCCUGCUCGGGCAUCUAGCGGGUUUCUAAUGAGUCGUCGGCCGAUCAGGUCUCACUCGCAGUAGCAGAAAGUGUUGAGUCGUUGGACGUGUCAUAAUAAGACAGGAGUGAUCUCAGACAAGAAUGUCGGAAUGAUGCGAUACGCUCGCAGCGAGAUUUAUCUCUUUAGGAGAAAGCGGUCGCUCGAGAUUGUGUAGCGAGGAAUCUGUUGUGCGCAAGGCAAUUUUCUUCUGAUGCACUGAUCCCACGUGAACUUUCUUUCCCUCAGUCGUAGCUUAGAACGUAGAAUUAUCACAGAGUCGUUGCGCUUGUCGGUGGGCUCUGUAAAUGUCCAUCUGUUUUCAUGGGUCUUUCAUCUACGAUCAAGCAUGCGCCUUUUGGAAUGAUCUCUUCCAGCUUGUGCUCUUCAUACCUUAAAUGCGGGUCGAUGCCCACAACAUGCUCCACUGCUAUACCCGCUGCUGUGAGGCUCCCGGUUUCUACCAAAAGAUCCUACAAGAAGAAACUCGUUGCAAGGAAAGGAGAGAAUGGAUGUGGCUCGAAGUCCUUCUCUGUCGACUGCCCACUCCGACAUCUCUCUUGGAAGAAGACUCGAAUCGGCCACACGAAUUGCUACAGCAGGCGAAUUGUGUCCUCUGAUGCCUUCUAUCCGUCUGACACGCUUGCCGUAGAUCAAAGUCAGGGCAGAGAUAAUGGCGAAAAUCGUCCUGCAUCUAGUCGCUCAAGCUUACUUCCUCUUAGCAGCAGCACCUUGAAGAAAGUGCUGCCGUUUAUUUACCCUCAAUUGCCCAUCAUUUUGAGGGGAUGGUUCUGCACUUCGGUUGCCGUAGCAUGUUUGUAUAUGUUCGUACCUCAGAUUGGCCAACUGUCCACUCUCCUGAGCCAGGGUAAUCUGGCUGAGUUAGGGAGGAAGGUGGUAUGGGUAGUGAUAAUUAUCGGAGCGAGAUCUGUAGCCCAGUUUUGGCAACAGGCACUUCUAUGGGAGUCGGCGCUCAACAUCACUUUGAAGGUCAGAAGUCAUAUUUUCCAGCGAGUUUUGAAGCGAGAAAUGGGAUUUUUUGAAGGGCAGGAAGCAGCAGCUGCCGGUGACAUUGCAUUUCGGGUCACCUCAGAGGCUGAAGAUAUGGGAGAUACCAUAUAUUCUCUCCUUCAUAUGAUGGUACCAAGUGCGCUUCAGCUGGUUGCCAUGGCUACUCGAAUGGUCACGCUGAAUCCAACUUUAGCGCUCGCAACGUUUUCGGUUGUUCCUUGUAUGGGAUUAGUCAUAGCCAUGCUGGGUGAGAAAUUGAGGAAGUUAGCUCGGAAGGGGCAGGACAGCAUUGCACAUUUAUCGGCGUAUCUGAACGAGGUUCUUCCAUCAAUGUUUGUGGUAAAAGCGCAUGCCGCGGAAGACUUGGAACAGUGGCGUUUUGAGAGGCUAGCAUGGGCAGAGCGAGAUGCUCAGUUGGGUAAAAAGCGAAUGAAAGCUUUCAUACCUGAGAUGAUAACACUCGUCUAUGUGAUAACAGUGAUGGUGCUGUUUGGAGUUGGAACAUGGGCUAUUUCCAAGGGAACUUUAGACGGAGGGGGCAUGGUGUCUUUCAUCACAUCCCUUGUACUUUUAGUUGAGCCUAUGCAGUCAUUAGGAAAGGCCUACAAUGAGCUAAAGAAUGGCGAACCAGCUAUUGAACGACUCUUUGAGUUGGCACUUCAGCAACAAGGGGCACUCGGUAUCGAAGAAGACACAUCCCUCGAAAAUGUUGCCGGCGAGGUGCAACUUUGCAACGUCUCCUUCCGGUACAAUGAUCACAUGCCCUGGGUACUGAAAAAUGUCAACUUACACGUACGUCCUGGAGAAACCGUGGCUCUGGUUGGAGGAUCGGGAGGUGGGAAAACCACUCUUGCUAAAUUGCUGCUACGCCUGUAUAACCCUGUAUAUGGUAGCAUAACUAUUGAUGGCCAAGACAUAAGGCGUGUGACCAAAAAAACUCUUAGGCAACAUGUGGCUAUAGUCCCGCAAGAAACAACUCUAUUUACAGGAACAGUGGCAGAAAACAUAUCUUAUGGGAGGUUGCCGGAGGAGGUAGAUAUGAAAGCCGUAGUGCGUGCAGCUGAGCUAGCUAAUGCUGACGAGUUCAUAGGCAAGCUAUCACAUGGCUACUCUACGAGAUUAGGUGACCGCGCUUCAUCACUAAGUGGUGGGCAACGUCAAAGGUUGGCUAUCGCAAGAGCAAUUUAUCAGGAAGCAACAGUUCUGAUCCUAGACGAGGCUACAUCGGCCUUAGACAAUAAAUCCGAGAAGCUUGUCAGAGAAGCUCUGCAGAGGCUGAUGGCUGGCCGUACGGUAUUUGUGAUUGCACACCGUUUGGAGACUGUCGAAAGAGCCGACCGAAUCGUGGUUUUGGAAGCAGGGAGAAUCGUAGAGGAAGGAACACAUGAAGCUUUAUUGACCCUGGAAGGAAAGUAUGCAGCUCUUUACACCAGGCAAGAAGGCACCAGGCCUGUCACAGAAUUACUGUCUGGAUAAUUGUAUUUGGCAAAAUUUUAUUCCAGAAUAGAGGAAGAGGUCAUGAUCUGUAUGAUAAUAUUGAUUUCAGGUGGAAAGCACUUGUGAAGAGGUGUAUAUGACUGUCUUAGAAUUGUACAAAUCUUUAAACAAAUCUUUAUACUAAAUAUAUAUUUAAGUUCCUUCACCGAUAGAAUAGAUUUAAGAGUUCUGUACAAAUCUAGACUCGUUAGUUUGUAUCAGUAGCCAGGACCACUACAAGAUGGACCAAGUUGGGUAACAAAGUGGAGCAGUAACGUAUGCUGACAAGGACAUAACGAGUAUGCUUUCUUGCUCAAAAAAUCCAUCGAGUUUUUGAGUCAAAUAUAAUAUUCGUCCAAUGUUGUAAUCAGUAAACGCAAUAUUGGUUGAAACUCAGUUGACUUGUCUUAGAAGUUUCUCAUCUCCACCCAAUAAACUCUUGAAUCUGCCGACCAUGUUGCUCU
Molecule: messenger RNA, 3485 nt
Organism: Marchantia polymorpha subsp. ruderalis
Lineage: Eukaryota; Viridiplantae; Streptophyta; Marchantiopsida; Marchantiales; Marchantiaceae
Source: the annotation of a GenBank genome assembly